AACCAACCCCACAACAAGCAGGACCGAGACAGACAGUGUCCAAUAAGAUACUCCAAGGAGUUGGCGGCAGCCAAUGUCCCACAGCCGGAGCCCAACACACAGGAUAAACACAGAGAGAUACUCGCAGCCUGAAGACCGCGCUCUGACGGUGCUAUUCGUCCUAUUGUUUGAGACGUACCGACGCACAGCUGGCCUCAUAUAGCGCUGUAGGGCAAGCCAAGAUGGUGAAGGAUCCAAAGAAGCCGAGGGGCAAAAUGUCCUCAUACGCCUACUUUGUGCAAACAUGCCGAGAGGAGCAUAAGAAGAAACAUCCUGAUGCCAGUGUCAACUUUUCAGAGUUCUCCAAGAAAUGCUCUGAGCGAUGGAAGACAAUGUCACCCAAAGAGAAAGGCAAGUUCGAAGAUAUGGCCAAACAAGACAAGUUGCGUUAUGAGAGGGAAAUGAAGAAUUAUAUUCCCCCCAAGGGCCAGAAGAAGAAGCGAUUUAAGGACCCCAAUGCCCCCAAGAGACCACCGUCUGCAUUCUUCCUCUUCUGUGCAGACUUUCGCCCCAAGGUAAAAGGUGAGAAUCCUGGACUCUCCAUCGGAGACACAGCAAAGAAGUUGGGGGAGAUGUGGAACAGCUCAUCCGCAGAGGACAAGCAGCCAUAUGAGAAGAAGGCUGCCAAGUUGAAGGAGAAAUACGACAAGGAUAUUGUCGCUUACCGCACAAAGGGCAAAGUGGAUUCAGGAUCAGCUGCUGCAGCAGAUGAUGAGGAAGACGAAGAUGAAGAAGAUGAGGGAGAGGAGGAGGAGGACGACGAUGAGGAUGACGAUGACGAGUAAAUUGCAGAGGGAUAGGACCUGAAGUUUUGUUUAUGCCAUAUAACCCUAAUAUACUCAAUUCACCAUCUUGAAACAGAAGUCAAAUUGAACAAGAACAUGUGUAUAUUUAAUGUUUUUAAGAUGUACAGUGUUAUGCUCCUUUUUUUGUAAAGUUAACACUACAUAUCUUAAGUUUGAGAUUUUCUAGUGGUAGUUCUUUAUCCCUGCCAUAUUAUGUAACAAUUUAGGAGGACUACAAAUCAGUAUGAAAGUAAUUAGUCUAUAGGUGUUACAACUCAAAAAUGAGAUUUCUGAGUUGGUAGUGUAUUUUUCUUUAUUUUGAAAAAUAUUUUUUUAUGUGCUGUCCCAAUGUCUUUUUAUUGUUCUUUGAAUACCACUCUAAUAUCAAAUGCAGCUGUCGACAUUCAAGAAUGUCUUCAAUAAAGGUCGUUUUUUUUUUU
Toxotes jaculatrix (banded archerfish) is the source of this 1264-nucleotide messenger RNA. RefSeq names its product high mobility group box 1b (gene hmgb1b). The coding region runs from base 222 to 824 and encodes 200 amino acids. The record is from RefSeq and is a predicted model, not a curated record. Gene Ontology annotation, molecular function: DNA binding, bending. Gene Ontology annotation, biological process: regulation of transcription by RNA polymerase II. Gene Ontology annotation, cellular component: nucleus. NCBI's taxonomy places the organism in Eukaryota, Metazoa, Chordata, Actinopteri, Toxotidae. The transcript is spliced from 5 exons.